Brettanomyces bruxellensis is the source of this 1695-nucleotide messenger RNA. RefSeq lists its product as uncharacterized. Gene Ontology annotation, molecular function: NAD+ kinase activity. Gene Ontology annotation, biological process: NADP+ biosynthetic process; NAD+ metabolic process. Bases 1 to 1695 code for a protein of 564 amino acids. The transcript has a single exon. The record is from RefSeq and is a predicted model, not a curated record. Lineage: Eukaryota; Fungi; Ascomycota; Pichiomycetes; Pichiales; Pichiaceae.
AUGUCUUCUUCAACAGACUCUCUUAAUACAACUUCUUCAUCUCCUGAUACGCCCUCCUCUGAAACACCAUCAGCUCAGCCCUUACAGAGGUCCGAAUCGAUGACAUCCAAAGAGCCUAUUUUGCACACCUGUUUCUUUGAUGAUAGACCUCCACAAUCUAUAACAGUUGGUUUUGAUUCUAGGAACGACAGACUGUUUGAGGAUAAAGAUGAUUAUGCCAUUUCUGGUGGGAAAGGUCUUGCUGACCAAGCAGGUUAUUCGAGGCAGCGAAAUCCGUUUCCCCAGGGUUUCCAGCAACGACAUGAUAAUAAUUUCCCACUCCCAUCUUUGCUAAAUAAAAGGAGGCUUGAGACGGACCAGGAAUGUGAGACAACGAGUGAACUUUUGAACUCUCUCAAAGAUAAAGGUCUUACGAGUAUGCGAUCACAUACAGAAUUGGCAAAAACAGCUCAUGGCGUGCGAAUUUUGGCAAGAAGGUUGGACAAGGCCACUAUACAUCUACAACUCAAUUCGGUGAUGAUUAUUACCAAGGCAAGAGAUAAUUCUUUGAUUUUUCUCACCAGGGAGCUUGCAUCCUGGCUGUUAAAGGAAUCCAAGCACACAACCGUUUACGUGGAUUUCCACCUAAAGAGGUCCAAACGGUUUUGUGCUGACACUGUCGCUGCAUCUGCGGUCAACGGUGAGCAAAGAUUAAAGUUUUGGGAUAAGGCCGUGGUCACCCAUAAUCCUAAUUUGUUUGAUUUUGUCAUUACUCUUGGAGGUGACGGAACUGUAUUGUAUGCUUCGACUAUGUUUCAGCGUGCAGUUCCACCAAUCAUGUCAUUUUCGCUUGGAUCACUGGGCUUCUUGACGAACUUUAAAUUUGAGGACUUUCGUCAGACUCUAACGCGUGCAAUCAAGCAUGGUGUCAAAACGAAUCUCCGGAUGAGGUUUACGUGUAGAGUUCAUGAUAGUCAUGGCAAGCUCUUAUGUGAACAGCAGGUUCUAAAUGAGCUGACCGUGGAUAGAGGUCCGUCUCCAUGGGUCACAAUGCUCGAAUUAUACGGUGAUGGAUCUCUCAUAACGGUCGCACAGGCUGAUGGGUUAAUUAUCGCCACUCCAACAGGAUCAACUGCAUAUUCACUUAGUGCCGGUGGCUCUUUGGUGCAUCCAAAUGUCAGCACAAUUUGUGUUACGCCUAUUUGUCCGCACACUCUUUCGUUUAGACCAAUUUUGCUACCAGACUCAAUGACAUUAAGAGUCCAAGUGCCUCUCAGAGCGAGGGCGCAUGCAUGGGCUUCAUUCGACGGCCGUGAAAGGAUAGAGUUAUCUAAAGGUUAUUAUGUGUCUGUGUCGGCAUCUCAGUAUCCAUUUCCAACUGUGCGAUCAUCGAAGACAGAGUAUUUCGAUAGCGUGAGCAGCGUAUUAAAUUGGAAUAAGCGUGAAGAGCAGAAAUCGUUUGUGAAUCUUUUAACUGACAAUAACAAGGAGUCUUACGGUAACUACAAAUCUGAUUCUGAUGAUUCGAAAUUCGAAAUUGAUUAUAACGAUGAAUCGGAGCUGGAAAGUGAUAUGUCAGAAAAAGUUAAGAGAGACCUUUGUAUUGACCCACCAGCACAGUCAGAUCUCCCUAAGCUGCAAAAUUCCAUAAAGGCAAAUUUCUUCACCGGAACAAACGAAAGUACCAGCACAUCGUCGCCGGACGACCAUCUAUGA